CGGGGCUGCCCGGGGCUGCCCGCAGCGGGGCCUUCCCUCCCGGGGUGACGGAUGGCCGCUGGCCGCUGCAGCCGGGCCGGGAGGCGGGUGUGACGGGCCGCCCUCCGCGCCAUGGACAGCUUCCUGGAGGAGGAGGAGGAGGCGGCGGCCAAGACCCGGGCCGCGCAGGCGAGGAGCAGCGGCCUCCUGCCGGGCCUGCACCUGCCCGUGCUGCCGCCGCACCUCUACCGACCCGCAUCUUCACAAGAACACAAGUUAAAUUUCAGGAAGAGCAAGGAGGUGUGUUUAAGUUACAUUCAGGAUGCCAUGCUACAGAAGCAGUGGAAAAGAGCGGCAGAGUUUCUGACCUUCUAUGUUGAGUCACUAGAGAAAGACUUUUCUAGAGAAUGCGUGAGUCCUUCAGAGAUUAUUUGGAGAACAGGAACUGAAAUUCUGUGCCAUCAUUCCCGUGGCAGCAUGAGAGAGUUCAACUCCUUCAUAGAACAGAUGAAAACUUUGGGAGUAAAAAGGUAUUUGAAGGUUUGUUUAGAGCAUGCCUUUCACCUCCUUUGCAAUGGACUAAUAGACGAUGCUUACCAAAACCUGUCCCUGGCAGAAAGCUGGAGGUAUGGAGAGCAAACAGCCAUUCAGGAUAAAGAAAUGAAGCUGAUUCAAGCUUACAGGGGGCUGUUGGACUACUAUAGCUGGUCUAAGCAGAAGAACAUCCUAUUAGAGCAUGGGCUGGAUGGAUUUGAAGACUUGUCUAUUGAACAGGAGAUGCACAGUUGUUUUCGGAAGGCAGCGGUGAACUUAAAGGAGAUUAUUAAAAUACCUGGAGUCUGGGAUCUCUUUGUGAAAUGCUAUGUGGAUUUGUUGGAGUUCUAUGGAGACCAUAACGAAGCCCGCCAAGUGUUAAAUGAAUAUGCCUACAACUCAAAGUUUCCUGCUAAUCCCAAUGCUCAUGUUUACCUCUACCAGUUCCUGAAGAGACAAGGUGCAUCUAAGAAAUCACUCACAACUGCGCUCAAGAUCUUGCAUGAUAUUGUUCCUUCUCAUGAACUAAUGAUAGAUUUUAAUACCAUGCUUCAAAAAUCAAAGAAAAGAAAAAAACGUCGACUGGGGCUUGAAGUUAUUUUUGCAGCCUUGGAUUAUGCUGGCUGGAAGGAAAAUGUGAAGGCGUGGAGCUGUUUGGCAAGACAGAUGAAACAAAUUGUAAUGUCUGAGAAGCAUCUUGACUGGAUCAAGCAAGAGUGGAACUCCAGAAAGGACUGGUGGCCAGUCUUCCAUUUUAGCCGUUACUUGGCAAAAAGGAAUUGGAAGGAAAAUGAAAGCCUUUCAUAUGAAAAAGCUCUGGUGGCUGGAAUCUUGCUAGGAAAAGAUUGCAAGUACUUUAAGUAUGUAUCACACCAAGGCUGCAAAGCUCAGGUGAAAAGGUUUCAGCUACUGAAGAAAUUUGUGAAUAAGCAUAAUCCUGUCUACCUGAGAAUCUCUGGUGCUUCAGACUGUUCUGUACAACCUUAAUUAGAAGGUGCCCAUAAGGUUCUUGCUGUAUUUUUAAUUGUCUGUGAAACUUAUCUUCUGUAUUGGUGCUAUUCUAAAAUGUCCAGGCAAGCCCUAUCAACUCAGUACUAGACUUCUAAAAGUAUUUUUGUAAAAACACUUUGGUUUGUAUUUAUUUUAUAAUAAAAUUAAUAUAAAUCAACUGAUGAGGUUGAGGAAUUUCUUUAAUGUUAGUCCUAUAUUUCUGUGUGAAAUGCAAAUAGCAGUGAUUUCAAGUACAUCUUGAAUACAUUUUUUGCAUUGCAUAUUGAGAAAAAUUAUAGGAUGUGAAGAACUACUGUGGCUUAUUCAAAUAGUUUAUGCACUUCAACAUAUCCAAAGGCAGUUUCCCACAUGUGAUACUUAUGGGUUGUGUGUCCAUCUGAGGGAUAGUUUUCACAUCAUUGGUAAGACAGUGAAAGGUUGCUGCAGCUGUGUGGCUGGAGAGGGAAAUUGGUGUUGCAGUGCUUUGAGAGAGCAAAGGCACAGAACUACUGAAAACUUCUCUACCCUGUGGAAGAGACUUUCUAGAAUCUUUUUGCAGCCUUGCCUGUGAGUUGAAAUAUACACUGUUCUGUGUUUGGAAAGCAAAUGUUGUCACAAACUAGCUUUCCAGUUUGCUUGAAAACAACAAGAAAAUUAUUUCCAAAUACUAGUUCUGUUUUAAUGACAAGUCUGUAGAAUUCUGCUGGAUGAACUGCUUGCACUACCUCUGGAAAUGAAAUAAAGAUGUCUUUAGCAUGGUAGUAUAUAGCUAAGUACAGCUGUGCUUUUAAAGCUGAGUGUUUAUCUGGAAAUUUGGUCUGGGUUAAUCUGGGUCUUGUGAUAUGUGCCUUAAGGUGUCCUAAUUAUUAAGUGAGCUACUUGCUGUAAUUGUACAUUUUAUCAUGAAAAAAGGGAAUUGUCGUUCUCAGCCUGUGUACUGGUUUAGUUCUGACUCCCUAAGAAUGCUGCUGUAAUAGUAAAUUUUUUUGAUUGGAGAUCUUCAACUGAGUUAUGACUAUUGUGAGGUUUCAAAAUGCUCUUCCCCUGUGUUCCACAAGAUGUCCCACACCUCUGGGAAACAACCUCCCCUUAGUCUGAAAGGUGGUAAGAAAGUUGCCCCCAGUGACUCAUCUUGAUGGGACAAUGGAGCUAAGGCUGUCCUGGGACAGCCCUUAGAGGCAAUUGGAGAGGGUGAGCCUUCCCUGGAGUCCUUAUUUUGGCUUCCUGCCUGCCAUUGUGCCCCUCUUGCUCUUCAGGAUUUGCAAAGAUGGGCCUUUGAUGGGCUGGUUCCUCUCCUGUGAUGGGCUUGGGAGCAUCCCAGCAGGGUAUUAUUUGAGCUUCCCACUUCCAUUGUCUCUCUGUGCUCCUUUGGGGGGGUGCAGAGGAGCUUUUAUAUAAUCUAACGCAAAACAGAGUGAAAAUUGAGUGCUAGAGCCCUUGCUGCUUGUUGAGAAUUCCCAAAUAAUUUUCCUUCUGUCACCCUAGCUUCCUGUGGGAUAUGUUUGCAUUUCAGCAGCUGAGAAACCAUCACUUCAUUGAGGAAGAAAUGUGAAACAAAGCAGCAAAGGUUGGGGUGGAGGUAAGAAGAACAAAGAGGAGCUCUGAUGUCUUUGAAAGAUCUGUUAAUCCAUUGUGCUCACAGCUUUCUCCUAAGACCUCUGGAAGCAGAGUUGCCGCCAGGCAUCAUGUUCUGCCCUGGUGCUAGGACUACCAUGCUGCCAUCUGCAAGCAGAAGAGCAGCACAGCCCCAUCUUUCAUGUAACUAUCUCAAGCAUUGAUUGCUCCUUCAUGUCGUGCAAGAAACUGGCUAUUUCCUGACACCAUAGUACUUACACCUAUGACAAACCUGUAGGGCACAAGUCCUGAGUGGAAUUUCCUGUGGAAGUUACUUGGUGCAUACUGUGUUUUGAAACUUGUGUAUUGUACUUUGAAUAUAACUCCCAGUGUAUUUGAAUAUUCUGCUUUGCCUCUGAGUUCUGUGGUCUAGAUUUUAUUUUCUUAUGACUUGGCAUCUUCAUCCUGUGUGCAAAACGUCUGUAAG
This is a messenger RNA of Apus apus (common swift), 3544 nucleotides long. It is a transcript of the gene TAF1A, whose product is annotated as TATA-box binding protein associated factor, RNA polymerase I subunit A. Gene Ontology annotation, cellular component: RNA polymerase I transcription regulator complex. The transcript has 10 exons. Gene Ontology annotation, biological process: transcription by RNA polymerase I. Lineage: Eukaryota; Metazoa; Chordata; Aves; Apodiformes; Apodidae. The record is from RefSeq and is a predicted model, not a curated record. Bases 112 to 1500 code for a protein of 462 amino acids.